Coregonus sp. 'balchen' is the source of this 4523-nucleotide messenger RNA. NCBI's taxonomy places the organism in Eukaryota, Metazoa, Chordata, Actinopteri, Salmoniformes, Salmonidae. The record is from the annotation of a GenBank genome assembly.
CCAUUGAAGUUGACAUUUAAAACGCUUCAAUGGGUUAAAUAGUUCACAUAUGGGAUCUGGAAAGUUAGUGCUAGGUGAGAGGUGGGAGAGAUACUUGGCAAGGAUGUUUGGGAAGGCUGUUUGGGGAACGGUCUGUUUGCAGCUGUAUCCCUAAAAUCAGUGGGGAAACAUUCCAAGGGCACACAGCUGUAGAACGAUGGACACGUCAGAGGUGGAGGAACUGCUGUCUCCAACUAAAGAGUUUCUACUCACAUACUUUAUGCCAGAGAAAUGUUACAACUACUUUUUUGUCGACUUAAACUUUCUUCACGGUGAGGUCUGCUUGCCUGUUGGCCCGGCAAGGAUGUGCUGCUGACGUGAUAUUCAUUUUAGAUUUGUUAUUGAAAGAUGCUUGCGUAGAGCGAAGCUCAGGAAACUUGCAGGCGUGAUUGAUACCAAGUUUUACAAUGUUUUGGCAGCUUUGUAUACAGUGUUUUUAUAAGCCUUGCCGAAGGUCUUGUAAAGCCUACAGUAGAUAGUUUGUAGCAUUUUAACAAGCCCUCCACCACAGAUUUGCAUAUGAUAAUUUGCUGGGUCACAACUUCACUCUUAUAACGUUACUGGUAUAGGUUGUCUGACAAAACGUUUUUUUUGUGAUAAUAGUGCCAUGCUGGAAGAUAGUUCUGAGCCAAACUGUGGGAGUGUGGAUCAUUCUUGGGACUGUGAUGGGUGAGAAACGUAUAUCUCUCCCUCAGUCUUUGACUUCUCUCACACACAUUAUGCUAGGAUUAAUAAUUGGGAAACGUCUGUUAGGCAUAGCUUCUAUAUCUAAAUAUCUCUUUCUCUCUGUUGCUAUGCCUUUUAGAUUUUUUCCCUCUCUCAUAUGCCCUUCCCUCUCCUCCACCCUUCCGUCUGCCCUAUAGCGCAGCUCCCUCAGCUGUGGAAGGUACUGAGGGCCAGGAGUACAUCAGGGAUCAGUUGGUGGGCUGUCCUACUGCAGGUCUAUGCCAUCACAGGUCCUGUGGUCUACUGCAUCACCAACAACUUCCCCCUUGAGUAUGAUCAAUUAAUAUCUGUUUUAUUACAAACUCCUUUUUAACAAAAGUGAUUUACACUAAUCCGGCCUACAGUAUGAUGCUGAUGAGCACAGACCAGUGAAUUGGACAAAGCCUGUUAUUGACAAAACAUUGUGUUUUCGUCUUCCCCACGUGUGUGUGUCUGUUUGUUGCACAGAGCUUGGGCAGAGAGACUAUUCAUGUUGAUGCAGUGUUUGGCCAUGAGCGUCCUCAUCCAACACUACAGUGGUAACACCCUCAAAGGUUUGACCACUCCUCUCUGUGUAUACAUGUGCUUCCAAUGUGCCUGAGUCCCUGCCUAUAGAGCACAUUUACAUCAAUACUCACAGUACUGGUGAGGUUAAAUGUUUUUAACACUUCGAUUAGCUACUGUUUGGUAAGUCACCAUCCCAUUGGUAAAAGGAUCAAAUUAGGCAAUGUUAUGACAAAGUAGUUCAACAUUUCACAGGAAUAUGAGUGUAUGUUCUGUACCAGGGCUGUGUCAUAACUGUCCUUGUUUCCUGCAGGUAUGGUAUUCCUCUUGGCCUACAGUGGUGUAAUGUUGCUCCUGACCUCUCCUCUGGUCGCUGAACACGUCAUCCCUGCGAUGCAGGCCUCCAGCACGCUGGCUGUUGUUGCUAGCCGGGUAUGAUACCAUACAAUACUUUUAUUUUCCAUUUGCAUGGAAAUGUAACCAACUGCAAGGCUUAUAGCAGUGGAGGUACAGUCAGCAGAUGGUAUAGACGGCUUGGUUGUUUAGCAACAAAACCGACGCUUGUGCAAUUCUGGGGCAAAACAGACAGGGUUGGUUAAACUGUUGACAACAUGUAAACUAUAAUUAGUCUCCAAAUGUUUAUUGAAAACAUAAAUAAAUGUGCACAAUGAGCACUUGUCUCAAAUACAUUGUUACAGUUGUUGGUUAGCUAGCCAUAUUAGCAUAGACAUGACAUCAGUCAAAACACCUCAAAACAAGACAUGGUCUCAUUAACAAGAUACAAAGAGCUGAAACGAGCCACCUACGAUUAAUUUUACAUUUCAUCUUAAGGGGCGUCGGGGGCACCGUGAGAGUUAUUUAAGAUGCUCUUCAAAGAGGUAGGGUUUCAGAUGUUUUCGAAAGAUUGGCAGGGACUCCACUGUCCUGACUUUAGGGGGAAGCUUGUUCCACCAUUGGGGUGCCAGGACAGGGAAGAGCUUUGACUGGGCUGAGCGGGAGCUGUCCUCCCGUAGGGGUGGGAGGGCCAAGAACCAGAGGUGGCAGAACGGAGUGCUCGGGUUGGGAUGUAGGGUUUGAGCAUAGCCUGAAGGUAAGGCAGUUCCUCUUGCUGCUCCGUAGGCAAGCACCAGGGUCUUAAAGAUAAUGUUUGCUUCGACUGGAAGCCAGUGGAGUGUGCAGAGGAGCGGGGUGACAUGUGAGAACUUAGGAAGGUUGAACACCGGGCAGGCUGCGGCAUUCAGGAUAAGUUGCAGGGGUUUGAUGGCACAAGCGGGGAGCACAGCCAACAGAGUUGCAGUAGUCUAGAUGGGAGAUGACAAGUGCCUGGAUUAGGACCUGCGCUGCUUCCUGUGUGAGGAAAGGUCGUACUCUACGGAUGUGGUAGCGCAUUAACCUGCAGGAUCGGGUCACUGCUUUGAUGUUUGCAGCGUCACACCAAGGUUCUUUGCACACUGGGAGGGGGACACCGUGGAGUUGUCAACCGUGAUGGAGAGGUCUUGGAGCAGGCAGGCCUUCCCCGGGAGGAAGAGCAUCUCCAUUUUUUUGAGCUUGAGGUGGUGGGCCGACAUCCAAGCUGAGAUGUCUGCCAGGUACACAGAGAUGCAUGUCUCCACCUGGGUGUCAGGAGGGGGGAAGGAGAAGAGUAGUUGAGUGUCAUCCGCAUAGCAGUUAUAGGAGAGACCAUGUGAGGAUAUGGCAGAGCCGAGCGACUUGGUGUAAAGGGAAACGGAAAGGAGGGCCUAGAACCGAGCCCUAGUGGUCAGGGAUGAGGGAAGUGAGGAAUGGGAGAAGGUCUCCAGAGAUGGUCUGGAGGAGGGGAUGGGGUCAAGUGGGCAGGUUGUUGGGUGGCCAGACAUCUAGGCAGCUUCUUGUCAUUGUUGCUAGCUACCUGGCCGUUCAGAAUCAUAACACACACCUUCCGGCCACAUCGAUGUGCGCGCAUCAUUUCCGUGACGCUGUCUGCCAACCCGUCUAUAGGAGCAGAGGGAUAUACUACAAAGCAGGAUUCAUGAGUUAGCCAGCUAACUUUGAUAAACAACCAGAAAUAACUAUUGAUUUUCUGGUCCAUUAAAGAAAGCAAAGCUUAGAUAUUUGUUUUUGGUUGUUGAGUCAAUUAGACAGUGCCCAUUUUAUGCUAAUCUUUCCAAAAAAAUUUAACAUUAUUUCAGAAUAUUUCGCUGGCUAAGUCAUUGAUCUUGCUUUGUAGUAUACCCCUCUGGCCUAUGAGAUAAGCAUUGUUCGCAAACUUCAGCAGGAGAAGUACAAUAUUUGAUUAGUCUGCUGCUAUAAUUUAGGUAUUUGUCAAUGGUGAGAAAAGAGGUCAUAAUAAACAUUUGCCUAUAUUGACUUGUACAGACUGGCUGUUGAUUGUGUGUUAUGUUGGAUGUUUGUCCAGGUGAUCCAGGCAGGGACUAACUACUACCAUGGCAACACCGGCAUGCUGUCACCUCUGUCUGUGUUCCUGGUCUUCACUGGCUCCCUGGCUCUUAUCUUCACCUCUAUACAGGUAACGCAGAGACACACACACACACACACACACUUAGAAAAGGAAAAAGCAGUGUUUCUCUAUGUUUAUUACUCUUAUUAAAAAAAAUCUGUACCAUUACAUCCCCUUUCAAUGCCUCUCUUUGCAUUCUACCCUGUUUUCUCAUUUGACUUGUACCAUCUCUUUUCCCUUGUCACUCCUCUGUUCCUCAUCAUUCUCCUACCUCAUUCCCCUCUCAUACCUUUCUUCCCUUAUCCGCCUCUCAUCCCUCCUCCCCUGGCCUUAUCCCUCUCUGUAGGAAACUGGAGACUGGAGCUCUGUCUCUACUGUGACCCAUGUAGUGGCUGCCUGUCUCAGCUGCCUGCUCCUGAACCAGGUGGUUUGUUACAGGAAUAGCAGUACUAAAGACAAGACAGAGUAGUGGUCAAGCACAACUCAAUCCAAGGACCCACUGUUAUAGUAAAUGGGAUACAUUUAUAUAUGUUAUUUCAAUCAUUCCAUUGUGCGUGUGCAUGUGUAGUAUGGCAAGGUUUGUUAAGUUUCAGGUCACAUAAUAAAAUGUAAUACUCUAUAAACUAUAUUACUAUAUAAACGGUAUAUAUAUUUGUACUGCCAGUAAUUGCCUUGUUGCUCGGAGACCAAAGUGUACUGUGAUUCUCAUUCAUACCUAUCUUGCUGCAGAAGGAUAAUCUUCCAAUAAAAAAAGAAAAUAACCUAAUUAUUCCCAUUUUCCCUUCUUAUUGUCUCUUUUACAGACACAUUUUUGCUUCUCCAUUGGCCCAUAUAUGGG